AAAUCAUUAGUCAUCUGCUUAGAUAAAAAUCAUAAAGAGAUAUAGAUAGUAACCAAAAAGAAAUAAAGAAAAUGGGAAGAGGUAGAAGAAGCUCAUCGUCUUCAUCGAUAGAAAGUAGCUGCAAAAGCAACCCAUUUGGUGGCUCUUCGAGUUAUAAUACUCGGAACCUAAGCACGGACCUGAGGCUUGGACUCAGCUUCGGAUCAUCUUCCGGACAAUAUUACAACGGUGGAGAAAAUCAAGAAUAUGAAGUCGUUGCGGCUGCUGAUCAUGAAAUGAUCAUGGAAGAAGAACAAGAAGAAGAUCAAAACGAGUGUAAUAGUCUUGGAAGCUUCUAUGUUAAGGUGAACAUGGAAGGAGUUCCUAUUGGAAGAAAGAUCGAUCUAUUUUCUCUGAAUGGGUAUCAUGAUUUGAUCACAACGCUUGAUUACAUGUUCAACGCCUCAAUCCUAUGGGCUGAGGAAGAAGAGAUGUGUAGUGAGAAGAGUCACGUGCUAACUUACGCAGACAAGGAAGGUGACUGGAUGAUGGUUGGAGAUGUUCCUUGGGAGAUGUUCUUGUCUAGCGUGAGAAGACUGAAGAUCUCAAGAGCUUAUCACUACUGAUUUGACCAAUACAGUGUGGGAAUAGUUAGUUUUGUCAUGAUGUAAAUCGCCUAUCAGAAAAUUUUAUUCAAGAUUUUGUUUCUAGUUUACUUCGUAAUGUUUUUAUUCGGUUAUAACUUCCAAGGAGGAAAAAAAAUUCAGAUCGAUCUUUCUUUAGAAGGUUAAUGUUUUGUUGUUUAUUAGAUUUUUUUUUUUUUAAUUUCAGAAAAUC
Eruca vesicaria subsp. sativa (arugula) is the source of this 816-nucleotide messenger RNA. Lineage: Eukaryota; Viridiplantae; Streptophyta; Magnoliopsida; Brassicales; Brassicaceae. The record is from the annotation of a GenBank genome assembly.